This is a messenger RNA of Enterobius vermicularis (human pinworm), 429 nucleotides long. The record is from the annotation of a GenBank genome assembly. Lineage: Eukaryota; Metazoa; Nematoda; Chromadorea; Rhabditida; Oxyuridae.
AUGAUAAGGUUUAUAUUGAUACAAAACCGUGCAGGGAAAACGCGACUUGCAAAGUGGUAUAUGAACUUUGACAAUGACGAGAAGCAAAAAUUGAUUGAAGAAGUACAUGCAUGUGUAACCGUUCGAGAUGCGAAACAUACGAAUUUUGUAGAAUUCCGUAACUUCAAAAUAGUUUAUCGCCGAUAUGCUGGUCUUUACUUUUGCAUAUGUGUUGAUAUUAUGGACAACAAUUUGUAUUACCUGGAAGCGAUCCACAAUUUUGUUGAAGUGUUGAAUGAGUAUUUCCAUAAUGUUUGCGAGCUGGACCUUGUCUUUAACUUUUACAAGGUUUAUUCAGUAGUCGAUGAGAUGUUUCUUGCUGGUGAAAUACGAGAGACUUCACAGACAAAAGUGCUGAAGCAGUUAUUGAUGCUUACAUCGCUGGAAUGA